CCAGAUCCGCUGCCUUACGGCAGCCUGCCGUGCGCUCGUCGAUCUUCAAACCAACGGUGAUCUGCUGUCCUCUCCCUCAGUAGUGUAUGGAGCGGCCCAACAGAGUAAUUCUGGCCCACUUCUUUUCUUCGUUUCUUAUUUCUUUCAUCUAGCAACACAGCGCAACGGAGGGAAAACCGUGGGAGGAAAAAACAGCGGGAAAGGCUGCCUGUUUUGGUGCCAGAUACAGAGAGACAGUGACAAAAGGAACCAACGGACAGGGCAAAAAGCACCAAAUACAGAGAGACAGCGACGAAGGGAACCAACUAACGGACAAGGCAAAAAGUUGAGAAGCAAAGAUGGAGGAAGAUGCGGCCAACGGAUCAAACAUGGAGAAUGUGUUGCCCUGUUUGAUUCCUCGUAUUGGAAUGAAAUUCAGAAAUCCAGAUGAGGGCUGGAGAUUUUGGUUAGCGUAUAGUGGUCAAAAAGGUUUUGAUGUUAGAAAAAGAUACUCAAAUACAAGUAAGAUUGAUGGAAACGUCACGUCAUGUAGAUUUGUUUGUGCUAAUCAAGGUCAUCGAGGGAAAGAUAAAAAGGGGUAUGAAGUAAAGUGUCAUCGAGCUGAAACUAGAACAGAUUGUGAAGUGCGUAUGGGACUUGUAAAAGAUAAAGAGUUUGGUGGAUACAAAGUUUAUGAUUUGAAUUUAGAACACAACCAUAACCUUCACUUGCCAGAAACAUUCCACUUGAUGGUGUCACAAAGGAAAAUUUCAGAUUUGCAAGCUUUUGAAAUUGAAACAGCUGAUGACUCGGGAAUAGGACCAAAAGCAUCACAUGAAUUAGCAUGUCGCCAAGUGGGUGGGCCGCUUAAUUUGAGUUACACCAUUCGUGACCAUAAAAACUAUUUGCGUGGCAAGCGACAACGAGAGAUGGUAUAUGGUCAAGCUGGAAGCAUGCUCAAAUAUUUCCAGGAUAAAAUGGCAGAGAAUCCGGCGUUCCAAUAUGCGACACAAAUGGAUGCUGAAGAGAAGAUUGCAAAUAUAUUUUGGGCUGAUGCUAGAAUGAUUGCCGAUUAUAUACACUUUGGUGACAUUGUUUCGUUUGACACUACUUUUGGGACGAAUAGAGAGAGCCGGCCUUUCGGUGUCUUUGUUGGAUUCAAUCAGUUUAGACAAACUAUAGUUUUUGGUGCUGCUCUAAUGUAUGAUGAAACAUUUGAGUCUUUCAAAUGGCUCUUUGAGACUUUUCUACAAGCACAUAGUGGAAAGCAACCCAAAACAAUCUACACAGACCAAGAUUAUGCAAUGGGAAAGGCGAUUGAGCAAGUGUUUCAAGAGACAUGGCAUGGAUUGUGCAGCUUUCACAUAAUGCAGAAUGCUAUAAAACAUUUGCCUCUUCGUCAAAAGGAAAAAGGCUUAAAUGUUCUUGCUGAUUUUAGUGCAUGCAUGUUUGAGUAUGAGGACAAGGAAAAAUUUGAAAGAGAAUUUGCCAUCUUGAGGACAAAGGUAGAAAAGCAAUCUUGGUUAGAUAGCAUUUACAAGUUAAAAGAAAAAUGGGCUGAAUGUUAUAUGAAACAUGUUUGCACAUUGGGCAUGCGAAGCACGCAAUUAAGUGAGAGCCUAAACAAUGAUUUGAAAAUUCAUUUCAAAUCAGAUUUUGACAUUAUUCGCUUUCUUAAACAUUUUGAAAGGGUGGUGCAAGGAAAAAGAAACAAUGAGCUAAACUCAGAAUUUGAAUCAAGGAAAAAAAUACCAAGGGUCAUAAUAAAGAUACCUAUGUUGUUGCAGGCAAGUAAAUCAUACACACCUAUUGUGUUUGAAGCUUUUCAAGGUCAAUAUGAAAGGUCCAUGACAGCAUGUGCUAAGGUAUUGGAUGGAAACAAUGAAUACCUUGUUGCAACCGGGAGCCUCGGUGAAGAUGUAGUCCUUGACGAGGAGUACAUAGUAAUCGGUAAUCCUUUGGACCAAACAGUAAUAUGUAGUUGCAACUUAUUUAAUAGAAUUGGUAUAAUAUGUGCUCAUGCUUUGAAAGUUCUUGAUUUAAUGAAUAUUAAGUCAUUGCCUACACAAUAUAUAUUGAAACGGUGGACACGACAAGCACGAAGUGGCACUGUACAGGACAAGAAUGGUAGAAUUGUAAUUGAGAAUCCAAAGUUUGAUGCAAUGCGCCGUUACAGAUAUUUUUCUCAAAAACUUCUCAAUUUGGCACAUCGAGCAGCCUACUAUCCAGAGUGCACCUCACUGAUGGACAACACGAUUGAUCUUCUUGGUCAACAGAUUGAAGACAAAAUUAAUAUAUGCAGUGGUCCUUCUAAUGCUGAAAAGAAUGCAACUCAGGUUGAUAUUGUUGUACCAAAUGAUACAUUGAGUAAUGCACAAUUAAAGAAAAAAGAGGUCCGCAUAAGAAGUUCAAAGAGAAAAAAAUUUGGGUGGGAAGGAAAGCACAAGGGGAGGAAAAAAGGGCAAAGCAAAAAUAUAUUGCAUGUACAAGCACCGAAGGUAUAUCAAAAUUCUGAACAAGCACAAGAGGUAAAGGAAACAAGCAAUCCAGCAAGUAUUGACAUUCAGUUCCAUAAAGAAUAUAACACCAUCAAUUCUUUCACUCAACUGUUGACUGGAGCAAGCAGUGAUGAUCUAAAAACUGAAAAUUUCUUUGAGCUGUGAAGCAAGUCAAUGCUAUUUUGUAGUUUAUUGUUGUAUCUUGUUAUUGCUAACUGCAAGGUAGAUGGAGUGUUCAGUGAAAACAAUAUCAAGUGGAUCAAUACUUGUAUUCACUUUCUUUCAUAUCCAGUUUAAACAAU
Molecule: messenger RNA, 2779 nt
Organism: Zea mays
Lineage: Eukaryota; Viridiplantae; Streptophyta; Magnoliopsida; Poales; Poaceae
Product: protein FAR1-RELATED SEQUENCE 5
Exons: 3
Coding region: 339-2642 (767 amino acids)
Molecular function (GO): zinc ion binding
Source: RefSeq, a predicted model, not a curated record